Paecilomyces variotii is the source of this 4192-nucleotide messenger RNA. RefSeq names its product putative SNF2 family helicase/ATPase. Bases 332 to 3739 code for a protein of 1135 amino acids. The record is from RefSeq and is a predicted model, not a curated record. Gene Ontology annotation, cellular component: cytoplasm. Gene Ontology annotation, molecular function: ATP-dependent chromatin remodeler activity; ATP binding. The transcript has 3 exons. NCBI's taxonomy places the organism in Eukaryota, Fungi, Ascomycota, Eurotiomycetes, Eurotiales, Thermoascaceae.
CGAUAAACGAAAGUUCAGAAGAACAUUUUGGUGGGAAAUCUGAGAGACCGCCCUUUCGACUAACGACGUCUAGUCUAGACCGCUAUUCCAUUGUACAGGUGUACUAUCUCAGACAGCUCCAUAGGAUAAGUUCUGGCACUGAGCCAGAAUACCAGAACGCUACACUGGAAGCUCCUCAUGGGUCGUUCAUCUGUACUCUUCUGAGAUAGACAUUCGUUCUCUUAGAGCUUGUGAAGUCAGAUUCGGGGACCUCGAGCACGACAUCUGAUCUUGGUGCGUCGAGCCGUCACAAUCGCCACACCUAACAACAACAACACCUAUAUCAUCCAAAAUGGUCAAUGAAAGACAACCGCCGCAGGGGCCUGUCUCCCCUCGGAAACCAGUCGAAAAGUCAUCUGCUGCGCACCCGGAAUUUGGUAAACCGUCGCCUCUCCGCCCGAUGAACAGCCAGUCAAUGCACCUUUUCAACAUACCUAAGCCGAGUCAAGCACGGCCUGAGCAUCAUAGACCAGCCCAAUCCAGUUCACAACCACACCAUUCUCAGCAUGGUCGUGAUGUUAGUCCAUCAAAACUGGCAAGGACGCCCGGGCCCCUGGCAACUCCGGUUGCAAAGCGCAGUCAUCCUUUCGACCCAUUCAAGCCGGUCAGGCCGUCUGAAUAUAAUCACCAAGGAAAGUCAUCUCUCGCUGAUAAUGACGUUUUUGAGAUUGCUCGUCCUACGAAUCACACGUGGACUACUCCGCGAGCACCCAGGCAGAUCUUCUCCUCGAAGCCGAAUAAGACGAAAAUGACCAGCGCAUCGAAUAACCUCAAGAACUUCAUUGAUCUCACGACAAAUGAGGUCGGUUUCGCAACCAACAGCAGCCACUACAGGGAAGAAGUCUCGGCGAUGGAUGCGUACUCCUACGUGGAUGCCGCCAAGGCCAACGAGAACAUCAAGGCUUUGCUCGAGGGUGCAUUUGAGGACGAGGAAGAUAAGCCAGAGCGACGGAAAGGCAGGAAGAAAUCUGGUAAAAAGAAGAAACAGAAAGCCAAACCGGACAGAAAGCUCGAAUCCGACAUUGACGAUUUGGCUGCUCAGUUGGAGGGAGUCAACGUCAACGAUACCAAAGCUGAGACGGAAACGUUAAAGGAGGACAAAGGAAAAGAGGUGACAAAUGAUAAGAGCGGUACUGAUGACGAAGUCAAAAGACCAGAACAAAAAGAGCAGGAGGAUCAUGAAGAAGAAGAAGAAGGAGAGGAGGAGGGUGAAGACGAGGAAGAUGAAGAGGAAGACGACGGCACGAUAGAGGGUCUCAAGGUCAAACUUUUGCCUCAUCAGAUUGAUGGUGUUAGAUGGAUGCGUGAUAAGGAAACCGGACAGAAGAAAACCCGAGGUGUCCUCCCUAAAGGUGGUAUACUCGCAGAUGAUAUGGGUCUCGGAAAGACAGUACAGGCGAUUGCACUGAUUCUCACCAACCGCAAAACUUCCCAGAAAGAUGAGGAAACUAGGAGAGCGAGCGACGAUGACGAUGACGAUGACGAGGAAGACCAAAAAGAAAAAGCCAAGCUUUCCCGUGUCAUUGAUAAAGGAACACUUGUUGUUGCUCCUCUGGCCUUGAUCAAACAGUGGGAGUCCGAGAUUGCAGUCAAAGUUGAAGACUCCCAUCGGCUUCGCGUGGGCGUUUAUCACGGUGCUGGUCGGAGCAAAAUGGCCGAUGAUCUGAAGAAAUACGAUGUGGUCAUUACCACUUACGGUACCCUUAGCUCAGAACAUGCGAGCUCCGGUGAAAGAGCCAAGUCUGGCCUAUUUUCAGUUUACUGGUAUCGCAUCAUACUGGACGAAGCGCAUACGAUCAAGAACCGAAACGCAAAGUCGACACAGGCGGCCUGUGCGUUGAACGCGGAGUAUAGAUGGUGCCUGACUGGUACACCGUUACAGAAUAACCUGGACGAGCUUCAGAGCUUGAUCAAGUUCUUGCGAAUCAAGCCAUACAAUGAUCUGGCAGCUUGGCGCGAACAGAUCACCAAGCCGUUGAACAACGGUAGAGGUGCUCUCGCCAUCAAGCGGUUGCAGGUCUACCUCAGGGCUUUCAUGAAGCGCCGCACUAAGGAUGUCUUGAAGCUGAACGAUGAUCUCAAACCUGGAGAAGCUGACGAGAAUGGCGAGAAGAAAACAUCUAAUGGCUUCCAAAUCACAAAACGAGAGGUUAUCAAGGUCGAUGCAGAAUUCACGCCUGCAGAGAUGGAGUUUUACAAACGUCUUGAACAGCGUACCGACCGCAGCCUGGAAAAAAUGAUGGGGGGCGCGAAGAUGGAUUAUACUGGUGCCUUGGUUCUGCUGCUUCGCCUUCGUCAAGCUUGUAACCAUCCAGAUCUUGUCAAGAGUGACCUAGCGGACGACAAGGAUGUGCUAUUGAAUAAUGUUUCCUCGAAGCAGUCUAAAGCAGCGAAGGAAGAUGACCUCGACAGCGUUGCAGACUUGUUUGGUGGUCUCAGCGUCGUGACUAAGAAGUGCGAUGUCUGCCAGACGGAGCUGAGCAGAGAAGAUGCUAAGGCCGGUGGCAGCAGAUGCGCGGAGUGUGAGGCAGAACUAAAGUCUGACGUUAUUGCGAAGCCUGAAAAGAAAAAGAAGAAGCACAAGAAGCAUCGAAAGGAGAAGAAGCAAGAUACAUCAGAGUCAUAUCAUAGUCUAUCAGAGGCCCAGAAAGCCCGCUCUCGGAGAAAUAGGCGUGUCAUAACUGAUAGCGAUGACGAGGAUGACGGCGAAUGGAUCGUUCCUGAAGAUCAGCGGGCAGCGCCUGAUCUUGGUAAAGCUGGGGGUUCUGAUGAUGAGGAUGCAGAAGGUGGGGGCGAGUGGAUCAAUGCCGAAGACUCAGAGACGGAUGAAGACGAAAUCGAGUCCCCUAGUCGCAAAAGGACCGGUGUCAUCAGCCUCCCUGACACUGAGGACGAGUCUGACAGCGAAGCUGAAACAGAAAGCGAAGAGGAGCUCGACGAUGAUGAAGAUGACGACGUUCUCGCCUCCACCAAGAUCAGAUAUCUCAUGCGGAUCCUCAAGCGCGAGUCGCACGACUACAAGUUCAUUGUCUUCUCAUUUUUCACCUCAAUGCUGGAUAAGGUCGAGCCUUUCUUGAAACGGGCAGGCAUCGGUUUUAGUCGCUACGAUGGUGGAAUGAGAAAUGACAUGCGCGAAGCAAGCCUUGAGAAACUGAGGCACAGCCGAGGGACACGUGUAUUGCUUUGCAGUCUGCGUGCUGGUGCCCUAGGGCUGAACCUCACUGCUGCAAGCAGAGUAGUCCUCCUCGAGCCAUUUUGGAAUCCGUUUGUGGAGGAGCAAGCUAUUGACCGAGUCCACCGCCUCAAUCAGACCCUUGACGUCAAGAUCUACAAGAUGACUAUUAAGGACACCGUCGAGCAGCGUAUCCUGGAUCUCCAGGAGCGUAAGCGCGAACUCGCGAAUGCUACCAUCGAAGGAAAGACGGCCGCUGGUAAGCUUACAAUGCGCGACAUGAUGGCCCUCUUCGGUCGCGAUGCCGAGAGGUUCGAAACCGAUCCGGGUGCCUUGGAGCUCAACCAGAGAACGAAACUGCUGGCUCCAAGGGACGAGGACGAGGAGAGUGGCAACUACUCCCGUAGCAUCUCGCAGUCGUCCAGCUUCUCUGGUCAAGCACGUCGUACAGCUCCGCCGGCUAUGGAAAAGGACAGGAAAAAGAAGCCUCCAAGGGCUGAAGAUUCAGUCUAUGGCCGGCGGUGGUAAAGCUGACGUGUGAAGCACUGGGCUGCCAUGCGGUUAAGGUUCUCACAUGGGCGUAUAACUGGAUGGCCUAAGCAAUUAUGAUAGGGUCUUGCACGGUUUUCUGAGCGGACUAAUCUAUAGUCUCUGAUCAAUUAUUUGUUCUGCUGGGCUACGGUGCGAUGGAUAUCUUGGAAUAAGGGUGGAUAAUGCGGCGUCAGGCGAUAGUAUGUAUUUCGAGGGUUUCCGUACAACUUUACUUUGGCUCUCUCUCUCUCUCUCUCUCUGGCCUGGUGUCAUCUAUAUGGGAUAUGUGAUUGGCCUCUUCUAUCUGGCUUCCUGACUUUUGUAAAAGCGGAAUAUUCUGACCCGACUACAGCGUAGACGCAGCUCCAUAGAUCGGUCCUAACCCCAUCACUUAAUGUCGCGUAAAGAUGAUACGAAUGGUAAAUAGAAGUCACAUGGAUAGGCGAUGGA